Molecule: messenger RNA, 1563 nt
Organism: Cuscuta campestris
Lineage: Eukaryota; Viridiplantae; Streptophyta; Magnoliopsida; Solanales; Convolvulaceae
Source: the annotation of a GenBank genome assembly
CCUCCAAGUUGAAAGUUCUAGCUUAACCUUGUUCGUUCUCUCUUUGUGCAAGCAACCUUUCACCUUGUUCCUUCUCUCUUUGUAAGCAACCUUGUUCGUCUCCGAAGGCAGGUAUAGCUUAGGCACCCAUGGAAGGAGAAGGAAGACAGACCCAGCACCUGAUUUUAGCAAAAAACAUCUCUCUGCUUACCAACUCCGAUGUUGACGACCUGCAGAAAGUUCGCCUCCGGGAUGAGGUGUACAAUGUCGUCGUCUCCAAUGAUAUGGCUCCCUUGUACCAAACCCUAGUCGCGAAGUGCAUACUGACUUUGGAUCCAAAGGUUCUUAAUUCGAUGCGGGAUAGGAUUGACGAGGAGCUCAAAAAGCUUGAUGAAAAGAUUGCUGAUGCAGAAGAAAAUUUAGGAGAAAGUGAAGUCAGAGAGGCUCACCUGGCAAAAUCUCUGUUUUACAUUCGCAUAGGUGAUAAGGAUAAAGCUUUGGAGCAGCUCAAGGUGACAGAGAGCAAAACUGUUGCUGUUGGGCAGAAAAUGGACCUGGUAUUUUAUACACUCCAGAUGGGUUUCUUUGACAUGGACUUUGACCUAAUAUCAAAAAGCAUUGAUAGAGCAAAGAACCUAUUUGAAGAAGGGGGUGAUUGGGAAAGAAAGAACCGGUUGAAGGUCUAUGAAGGACUUUUCUGCAUGUCAACCCGCAACUUCAAAAAAGCAGCUAACCUUUUCCUUGAUUCUAUCUCAACGUUUACAACCUAUGAGCUUUUCCCUUAUGAUACAUUCAUAUUCUAUACUGUUCUCACAAGCAUCAUUACAUUGGAUCGUGUUUCCCUGAAGCAGAAGGUAGUAGAUGCACCAGAGAUCUUGACAGUUAUUGGCAAGAUCCCUUAUCUCUCUGAGUUUUUGAACUCUCUAUAUGAUUGUCAGUACAAGGCAUUCUUCUCUGCCUUCUCUGGUAUAAUGGAGCAUAUCAAAUUGGAUCGUUAUUUGCACCCACACUUCCGCUACUACAUGAGGGAGGUGCGAACUGUUGUUUACUCCCAGUUCUUGGAAUCCUACAAAAGUGUCACAAUUGAAGCCAUGGCUAAUGCAUUUGGCGUGUCAGAGGACUUCAUUGAUAUGGAGCUAUCCCGUUUCAUUGCUGCCGGGAAGCUACACUGCAAAAUUGACAAAGUUGCGGGCGUGUUAGAAACAAACCGACCUGAUGCUAAGAAUGCUCUAUACCAGGCUACCAUCAAACAAGGGGAUUUCUUGUUGAACCGGAUCCAAAAGCUUUCGCGAGUUAUUGAUCUCUAAACAACCAUUUCUCCCAUUCCAGAACCACCAUUCUCCAUGUGUUGUCCUGCUUUAGACAUGGGGUUAAUUGUAUUCUGUGACAAAUUCCUCCCGCCAGAAUUUUUUGUUAUUAACUAAGGAUCAGCUUGCUUUUUUUUUUAGACGUAAAUUUAAUUCUCUGCAACAUAUUUUACAUUGACUUGCCGUCGGGGUUGUGUUUAUGAGCUUUCUUUUAGAGGUAAAUUUUAUUCGAGUGCAUCUCACUAUGUUGAAUUCCCAAUGAAUGCAGAAAUUGUGU